CCACUUUUGCAUAUGACCGGUAUAAUUAGUUUUCCGCAAUGCGCCCUGCGUUGGAAACAGUCUGGGAUAAUGAAAUGUGCGUUGGCCUCCAACCCCGACAUAUAUGAUGGAGAUCAUAAACAGUCUUCCCCCGUUACAUUAAAUUAGACUUCUGCCCCUCCUGAUCAGGUUGUGCUGCAUGGGACAUAAUGUUGCAUCUGUUUUCAGCACUCAGUUUUUCUUUAGCCUCAGGAAACCAGACAGGAAAGUCCAAGUUUGUGUGUGGAGUCUGUAGCUACAUCUGAUGGCCAUUCAUUCAUUCCCUAUAGAGUCAUUAGAGAGUUAUUAUAACUCAUUAAGUCGGAUUUGCAUUGCUAAAAUAAAUAACCCAUGUCAGCUACCGGCAUUAGCAGGAAGUAACCAUAGAGAUAAAGUCUGAAAUACAAUGUUUGACAGUGUGAAAUGGUUUAAUUUACAACUGAAUUGUCAUUCUCGAAUUUCAACUGGUUGCUAUGACAGCCUGUCAAGAUGCUGUUUCAUUUAAAAAAAAAAAAAAAAGAAAAGAAUAAUAAAGCAGCUUCGAAAUAAACCACUGAGAGAAGACUGACAGGCACAUGCGUGUGAACAACAGGGAGGAAAAUGAUGCUACCACAAGAUCACUGGAUGCAACUCACUCAAAUACAAUUCGCGGGCGCAUUUGCACCCUUCCCGCGCUCCACCUGGAUCCAUCCACAGGCGCCCAACGACAACUUUGAUCGUGUCUGCAGAAACAUCUGGAGCAGAGCGAAAGAGGCCGGGAAGGAGUUUGGCAGAGGUCUGAGUCUAACGGAGACAUCGCAGGAUGAAGACGGCACCCCUCCAGACAGCAAGCCGAGUCAUCACCGGGCUGAGAAGCCGCAGAAAGAGACUGAUGAUUUGAGUCUGAGCACAAAGUGUGAGGAGGACAAGCAGCAAUGCCACACUGAGUUCACCCUUCCUUGCCGUUAUCUCUCGGGCCGCAGACACCCCCGUGUUGCCAAGCCUGCAUGGGUACUGAGCCCUGUGAUGGAAGUCAAGAUGAAACUAAAUGAAGAGGAAGAGGCAGAGAGGGAAAGAAAUUUGGGGAAAGAUGUGGAAGAUAAACAAAGGAGUGUGGAAAAUUCCCUGAAGAAGAUUCGGGUCCUCCAAUCCAUCAGCAGAACAGACAAACAGAGCUGUGCAUCUGAACCUGGACCUCUGGCGACGAAUCCCAUCUGCUGCGCCACUGAAGAAGCCGCUCUGCACCUGCAGGAUGAGGAAGACCCUCCACUUCCUUCUAGGAAUACAUGUGAAAAUGAAGAUGAGCAGGACAUAAAACAAAGCUCAGACAGCAAUGCCAGUGAUGAUGAUUUUGUUAGUCUACCUGAGGUGCGAAGUUGUGCCACUGAAAGCAGCGAUGACGGCUCAGCGAGUGACAACAGUGACUGUGAGAGGGAGGAAAAUGAAAUUCCACACUUGUCUGAUAAAUUAAGGUCUGACACUAAGCAGGAUUCCCCACCUUAUACUACAGAGAAGGACUUUCCUCCACUAGCCACCAUCAGGUCUGGCAUUUUCCCAUGUCCCAUGGAGACUCCAGCCUCAUGGAAGAUGCAUGGCCAGUGGGAGAUUCCCCUUUCAUUCCACCCACAUGACAUCCCCACUGCCACUUUGGCAAGCAAAAUGACCACCCCUGCGCAGGCUCCUGUCCAAGGCAAAGCCGAAGCACCUCAGGCAAACUCAAAAACCGAUGCAACACCAGCAGCCGCAACUCAGCAGGAGGCUUAUGACCUACUGGCUGACUUCCCAGCUCUCCAGCCCCCAAAGAGGCCUUUCGCAUCGGGUGUGUUGCGUGACGGGAAUCUCAGGACAAAAGAUGCAAAGAAGCAAAGAGGGCUAACUCGCCCACCAAAUGUCCGCCAAGAGAGUGGGGCUUCCCGUCAGAGGAGGAUGGAAAAUGUGCCCCAUGAGGUCUCCUCCAUCUGCGCAGGUGAUCAGAAAUCUGUGGCGAACCUUCAAACAUUUUGCUCGGUCAGUGAACGCAACUCUCCUACCAUCAGCUGUGGGGAAAUGAAGGCCAACAACCCACCGCCUCCUAGAGUUGCAGGUGCAGAUGGCGUGGGUGUUAAUGCCAGGUCCUGGGCUAGCGCUGCCAAAGCAGGCAUGAAGCAAGCAGCUGCCCCUCAGGAGAAAGCCAGACCUUGUAACUUUCAGCAGAUAGUUACCGUUAACAGAGCCAAAGCCAUGUAUUCUACAACUCAGAAUUUCGCCAGUAAAGUGACACCUUCCCAUCAGGUGACCAACUUCACUUGUGGUCCUCAACCACGCAAACCAAACCGGUUGGUUAGACCUGGUUACCCUCCCACCCAUCAGCUUCAUGCUGGCCUUCGUCUUGACUCGCUCGGGAAUUUGCAGUGUGAGCACUCUGGAGCCCAGUCGCAUCGAGCCAACUGUCCUCCAGGAUUCAGAUGUCCCCAUUUUCCUUUCCAACAGGGCAGAGGUAACUCAUCAAAACACAGCCACAUGUGACGACAACCACUGUGAUGCAAAGUAAUUGUGUUUCUGCUGAACAGUAUAAAUAUUUCACUAGCCUAUGUUUUUUUUCCCCCUCUUGUUAUCAGCCUAAUAAAUAUU
This is a messenger RNA of Seriola aureovittata, 2607 nucleotides long. RefSeq lists its product as uncharacterized. The coding region runs from base 619 to 2502 and encodes 627 amino acids. Lineage: Eukaryota; Metazoa; Chordata; Actinopteri; Carangiformes; Carangidae. The transcript is spliced from 8 exons. The record is from RefSeq and is a predicted model, not a curated record.